Amoebophrya sp. A25 is the source of this 5104-nucleotide messenger RNA. NCBI's taxonomy places the organism in Eukaryota, Dinophyceae, Syndiniales, Amoebophryaceae. The record is from the annotation of a GenBank genome assembly.
AAGAGAGUGAAGACUUUGAUGUUUCCACAAGAAUAGGUAUUAACUUUGUCUGAAUGUAGUUUUUCUCCGUGUUGUCGGAGUAAAAAAUAGAAUGCGGCUACGCUUCUCUUUAUGAGAGACUCACCUGUGUACCAAAGAGCAGACUUCUAGUAGAGUUCAACAUCAAUGUUAUCAUGUCUUUCCUCCCUGUCGUUGUUUCCUCUUGUUGCGUCCCGUAGCUCCUGCUCCUUGUAAGAGAGCGUGGCCACCUUCUUGAGCUUCUGACUCUCGCUUAAGUAAACGGGCACGACUUUCCGCUACGCCACUAUACCACGAGGACACCCGAGAGCAUCCUCAAGCUCCCCGUAAAUACGUAAAUAGUAACCAGAAGCCAGCAAGAUGGCGAAAGUAAUGAAGCCAACAACGGGUACUAGUGCGGCUAGCUCCAGCACCUCACCUGGAAAAAUGCUGUCGUCCAUCAAUAACGAUCAGAGUUAAGACUUCUUCAUGAUGUGGUCUAUUUCUAAUAGAAUAACAAUUUAGGUGCUAGUGCUGAGCAAAAUACAAGAUGAAAAAUAGGAAUGUGACCCAGCAUUAUCGUACCACUGUGGCUAGCAAUAAUCCUCGGAGGCGAAAAUCCUAUAAUUUAUGUUACCUUUCCGUUUCCUCACAGGCAAAAGCAGCACAUGGUCCAUCGCUCUAACUUUUCAGCCUUCUUUUGGCGAUGCAGAAGUACAUCGAGCUUAUGCUGGACCGCGUUCCCGGGAUGAAGGUGCUUUUGCUGGACCAAGAGACCACAGGGAUUGUCUCUAUGGUAUAUUCACAGAGCCAGAUACUAGAAAAAGAGGUCUUCUUAGUGGAGAAGAUUGAGUUAUGGAGGAGUGUUUAGUAGCGGCAUUUGCUUGUUGAAUUUCGUAGUAGUAUUUGCUCCUAUGUAAGUCUAGUCCUACUAGAUGAACUUGCAGCAACAAAAAAGACGAACUAUAACAUUAGUACUCCUCCUGUGCGUCUAUUGAUGUCUGGAAUGAAUAGAACGAAAGUCCUUCCGCGUCUAACAAAGAACGAAAACCAGGAGAAGAUGGGGCACCUGAGUGUCAUAUGUCUGUUGAGGCCGACGGACAAAAAUUUCAUGCUGCUGUCCAAACACUUGAAGACUAUGAGGAAAAAUGUAGACUCAGCGCACUUGUAGUUCAUUUGUCUCUUUGAAUAGGUUGUGGGAGCUGGGCCAGUCAGUAGGUGGGACCAGGUAGACCGGCACUCGGUAGACCCAGGGCGACCAACUUCUAUAAUUCAGGAAUCAUCAUUAGGAUCAGGUCUCUUUCAUCUUCACUCAAUCUGUUGACCUGCGAUCCUCUGUAUAUAAUCAUCUAAUCCCCACCCACGCUAUCGGAAUUACAGCGUGUUUUUCACGAACAGCGUGCCACACCAUAGAUUAGAGCAGUUGGCUUGUUGUGACGAACGGGAAGUCGUGGUACAAGUCCAGGAAAUCUUUGCCGAUGUAUAUGCAACAGCGCAUUCACUCUUCAGCUUGAACCAACCGAGCAACAUCUGGAUGAGCCUGAGGAACCCUGUACACUGGACUGCCUACGAAGAAAGUACUACUUCACAGCUUACUGUUGAUGAUUUUAGUACUGAAUUAUAGUGUAUAUGUAGUAUGCUCCUGACAAAAUUGGAACCAGAUUGAGGCGUAAUUCUGUCUAAGAUUCAAAUUACUUAGUACUGAAUUACAGGAGCUUAGUGAUAAUUACUUAGUACUGAACUAUAGUGCAAAAAUAUGGUGUACUUUUAGGAAGAGAAAGCAGCACUGUACAGUCACUGGUGGACAACAUAUGUCCACCGAAAAAGUGUGUCUAUCAUGAUCAUCUCGCUCACAUUUCCCACAAGAACUCCUACACGACAGGUAUCUUCCAAAGACACAUAGAAGGGUUGCUUGCCGUUCUCUUGUCACUCCAGUCUAUUGACGGUGCGAAGCCGGUGGUACGGUAUGCGCAUGGAAGUGUUAUAUCGCAGAAGCUAGCGCACGAGCUCUCACAAAGAAUACACGACGAGCAUACUUUGUUCGGUACUAGUACAGCAGGUGCGCAUUGUCAUCAUAUCUAUGGUGUAGGUGUUAAGAUAGCGUAUCGUUGUACGAAAAUAUUUAGGUGUGCUAAAAAAACUAAGAACACGACAACCAUGACAACCAGGUGGUCUCAACAACGCAGCUACAUCAUCUAGUCGAACCUUGCUGAUAUACGAUAGGAGAGACGACCCAGUGACGCCCUUGCUGAAUCAAUGGACUUAUCACGCGAUGGUGAACGAACUGCUGGGCAUAGAGAAUAAUAGAGUGGACUUGAGCAAGGUACUAUUAUAUUUUGCAAGAUUGAUUAGUGGCCUGUCAAUUCGGGGUAGGAUUCAUUUCUUGUGAUUGUGAUUCUCGUCAACGAGACAAGGUAAAUUUUUCUCUACGUUCAUUGCGGAGGUUGUUCCAUCUGAGAACUACAGAAGGAACUAAGUAACGGCUCAAUUAUCCACCUCACGACUAGAUUGUUACACCUACACGACUCUCUUUCCCUAAAUCGCAGGCACCUGGAGUCUCAGCUGAACAGAAGGAGCUUGUUAUAUCUACGUUACAUGAUCCAUUUUUCGAAGAAAAUAUAUACUCAAACUACGGCGAUCUUGGAGCAAGUAUUUUCAUUUGUUCUUUAGGAUUUUGUUGUUGUUCUCAAAGAGCAGACUGGAAGUUACUUAGACUGAUUUGAUCAUUGGAGGUGCCUGAUCGUGACAUGGCACCGUAAGACGACUAAAAAAAGUUGGUUCACUUAUGAUUCAAAUUUACUUACUUCACCACAUGUCUUUGUUGACUACAACUAGAACUAGGUAGAAAUAUCACAUGAACACGAACCACCGCCACCACAUCUACCACAGACAUCAAGAAAUAUCUCGCGGAAUUCCAAGAGCAGACAAAGAAUUCUCAGAGGAUAGAAACCGUUGACGACAUGAGGCGCUUUGUAGACACUUAUCCAGAGUUUCGAAGACUUUCCGGAAACGUUGCAAAACACGUGGCCGUUGUCAUCGAACUUAGUAUUAUGGUUCCGUGCAUGCGCUUUUUACUCAUGCUAAAUAGUGCAGAAGUAUUACUUGAAAAAAUACUGCUCUUAUUUUGUCUAAUCUUUUAUUCGCACAGCGAGUAUUUGAAUGAACCUUCCUAUCAAAGUCCAUUCCGCCCCGGGCUCCUCUGCAUAAUAAUUUAAUAAUAAUAGUUAGAAGUCUAAGUCGUAGAAAAGCGUGCAGUUGUGUAGGACGAAUGUUGAAAAAGUACACGCUUUCUUGUUUUCUUGCCCACCAAAGGGACAGUCCUCGUCGUCGUACAACUAUUUAGGAGCUCUAACCCGCGAAUAGUGCGAAGUUGCGGUCUUUUAGACGUAUCGCAGAUAGAACAAGACUUGGCCUGUACGGAUGCGAAGAGCGCGCAUUUUGACCAAGUUCUACAAAAGCUCCGCUCUCCUGACGUGAACAACAUGGAACGGCUAAGGCUGGUGCUGCUUUUUAGUCUGCGGUAUGAAAACGAACGAGGGGCCAUUGAAUCACUGAAAGUUAAGAUCAUGGACUCCAUUUAAGUACUUAGUCAUUGAAUUACAACUGAAAGUUAGGCACACUCAACGACCUCCUCAUGAACUACCCCGUUGAUAUGCAUUUGUAACUGUACGUACUGAAAUAUUCGCAGUCGGCUGCAUCAGUCGGACUCGGCUUUUUCUAACAUCCAAGAGCUUGCUCGCCACAAGAUCGACGUCGACCAGAUCGCACUUAUUGACUGUCUACUUCAGUACGCAGGUGCCAGUGUGCGUGGCGGUGACCUGUUUUCCAACAAAACAUGGCUAAAUUUACGGCUACUUGCAGCUCUGAUUUAUCUGUAGAGGUAGUUGAAAACUGCCCAAAGGCUCAACGUUGGCCUGGGUGGAGCAUAUGAACAUGAACAUUUAAAAAUCUUUGCUAUCUCCAUCCUUGCUUUCUCUACUUUCACGAGAAAGCAGACUCCGAAGAUCGGAAUAUGACUUCUUCCUCUAGGAAAUCACUUCCACGUUCUACACGUCGUCCACCUUCUAGUACACGUCCUCCACCUACACGAGGACCUCCGCUAAUCAAAGCAGGCAUGUCUCGACUAGCGAAGGGGUUGAACUUCAAAGGCAUAGAAAAUGUUUACACCCAACACACUUCUGCGGUAAAGUCGGUAGUGGACGCGCUGAUACGGGGUAGACUCCGUGAAUCCGAUUUCCCUUUCGCACCGUUGUUUUCAACGAAUAGCGCACUCUUAUGGGUUUGGUAUAAAGUAAGGUGUAUAGAGGGGUACCUAGUAUUGUUUUCAACGAGGAAUAGCGCAUAAUAUGGGUUUGGGUGUGGUGUAAAGAUAGAACAACUAGUAGUAGUACGGAUGCUUCAUUAACUACUACAACCACUACUAGUGCAACACUCUUUCUUAUGAAUGUCAUAGUGACGUGAAUGUUUUAUCUUCCGAGAGUCGUCCUGCCUCGUCGUGACUAUCAUGUAGCUCGUCUAGAAGUAGAAACUAGUACAGAGAAGCUGUUGAAGCGUGUGCGUAUCUCGCUGAUGCCGCAGCUCUAACUUUCGCCGCAAAAGCACCGGCAUCGAAUGUGGUUGUCUUCGUAGUUGGAGGUUGCACAUUCGAAGAGGCUAGAGAUAUGGCGCAGCUGAGUGCGGAGCAUAGAUGCAAAAUAGUCCUUGGAGGUUCGUGUUUGCACAGCAGCAAGUCUUUCCUAGCAGACGUUGCGCAGCUCAGCAGAGCAAGAUACUAGAUCGAUGGUGGAGUCUAGAAGGAGAAGGAGUCUACUGAGGGGAAGUACUGAAAAUAUUGAGGAACAAUAAGGAGCAGUAUGUUAAUGCGUCUCCGUUGUAGAAGAUGCUUACUUCUGAUUGUUAUAAAGGUAGACAGAGUGGAGAGGCAAAGGCUUUUCUCUAGUUGAACUACAAAACAAGCCAAUAAGGAUUUGUAAAUAUUUAAGUAACUGAGCAUCGGGAACAAGGUCAAAGGCAACACGAACAAGGUCAAAAACCAAGCAAGCACAACCUUUCACAGGAAAGAAUGCGAAUGCGAUAGAUUACUUGCCUUCUCUUCUGACCGUCACAC